This is a messenger RNA of Xiphophorus couchianus (Monterrey platyfish), 1784 nucleotides long. RefSeq names its product CD82 antigen. Bases 499 to 1668 code for a protein of 389 amino acids. Gene Ontology annotation, cellular component: plasma membrane. The transcript has 8 exons. Lineage: Eukaryota; Metazoa; Chordata; Actinopteri; Cyprinodontiformes; Poeciliidae. The record is from RefSeq and is a predicted model, not a curated record.
AGGUUGGAAAACAGAUCAGAAAACUGAAUUAAAAAUAGAACAGUUUGGUUAAUAACUGAUCGAUCGGGAAUACUCAGAACUUCUGCUUCCUUGUUCCGUCUCAGCGGUCCUGAACGCCGCAAGGGAUGAUGGGAAAUGUAGCAACUUUGUAUUUUUCUUUUAGGAGUUUAACUCUGGGACGUCACACGGAAUGAGACGAAGACGAGUUUCUGGGUUUCAGGUGGGAUCAGAGGAAACACCUGGUGUUCGUUUCCAUGGAAACCACCUGAGCGGUUUGAUGUUUAACAGGUAAUAAGGAAGUGACCUUUGAUCUCAGCACAGACUUGGUUCCCAGAGGAUUGGACGGGAAGCGAAGCGGUUUGUUGUUGAACGUCUCUGUUGCUGUGGAUCUGUUGUCAGAAAACGACAGAAAACGACAAAAAACAACAGAAAAACAACAAAAAACGACAGAAAACAACAGAAAAACCACAGAACGGCGUCGACCUGCUGCUGGUCAGGAUGAAGCUGGACGUGAAAAUCGAGAUGCUGAAGUUUUGCUUCACAGUUUUAAACUCCGUCUUCCUGGUUCUGGGUCUGAGCGUUAUGGGCUGUGGAAUCUGGAUCCUCUUCGACUCUGGAAGCUUCCUGAAUGUCCUCUCCUCUGAGGAGCUGCAGGUGGUGGCAGCGGGUCUGUUUGUAAUCGGUGGAGUGGUGGCGCUGGUCAGCCUGACUGGGUGUACUGGAGCGGCCCUGGAGAAACGCUUCCUGCUGCUGGUGUACUUCUGCUUCCUCGUCGCCCUGGUCCUGGGUCAGCUGUACGUCACCGUCCUGCUGCUCCUGAACAGAAACAAGAUCGAUGGUAGUCUGGCUCAAACCGUGAAUGACAUCAUACGUCAGUAUGGAAAUAGCAGCAGCAGGGCCGACAGAAUCAUGGAUAACAUUCAGCAUUUUACUAAUUGCUGUGGAAUAAAUGGACCAGACGACUGGCUCAAGAACUCCUUCAUUCAAACUCUGAACCUGACAAGUCAGAACGUGCUGCCGUGUUCCUGUUUCCAGUCCUUUCAGCCUAGCAUAAACUCGUCCUGGUGCUUGGAAACCAAUAACACCGAUGAAAGGCUGCUUGGAACAGGAACUGGGAUUUUUAAUGAGAGCUGCAUUGAGAAGAUCAACCAAUGGCUGCAGGAGAACGUCAUAACCAUCGUUGCCAUGGCUGCAUUCCUCGUUUUAAUCCAGAUCAUCGGCCUUUUCAUCGCUGGAUCUCUGUUCCGCAUGUUUGGAGAAAAAGACCCUUUAAAGAAAAACAAGCGGCUCGUUGGUGAAGACGACGCCGACUCAGACUCCGAGCCCGAGCCUGAGCCCGACCCGGAUGGCGGGGAGCAGAACCACGCCUUCAUAGACCCGGAUGAAGGCGCUGCAGAACCAAACUACAGGACAGCUGGAGAUGCCAACAACAUGGCUGACCAGUACAACCAGAACCAGGAGCCAUUUCAUUACAACCAGAACCUAGAGUACCAGAACCAGAACCAAGGGUACACGCCUGCUGGAGAUGCCAACAACAUGACGUAUGACCAGUACAAUUACAACCAGAACCAGGGCUUCCAGGGCCAGAACCAGGGCUUCCAGGAGCCACUUAAUUUCAACCAGAACCAGGGUUACCAUGGUUACCAGGAGGCUAGUCAGCAUUAUUAAACAGACUCAAUGUUGUAAACAUAGCUAAAAUAGCUAAUUCAAAAUGAGCUAUUUUGUAUAAAAUCUAGUUUUUUUCCUGUAAAUGUUUUCUAUUUUUACAAAGUUUCCUGUACUGA